Molecule: messenger RNA, 961 nt
Organism: Dermacentor andersoni
Lineage: Eukaryota; Metazoa; Arthropoda; Arachnida; Ixodida; Ixodidae
Source: RefSeq, a predicted model, not a curated record
AGCACUCUGUGAUUAUGCGCCUGCUCAUUUCACUAUAAAUAGGCGCAAGCAGCAGAGGUUACGCAGAUGCAUUAGCAGUCUCACUAGAGAAAUUGCCCGUUAUCCCCUAUAGGCUCAAGUAAGCCAUGAAGUUCGCUCAAAUAUUCCUUCUGGUCUGUCUCCUGAGUGCCCCGUGCACCCUUCGGGCUGCUGAAGGUGAAAACCCAACGGGAGAAGCUCGAGAAGGGAAAGAAAAGGAAUACAACGAGGACACCUGUAUUGAAAUCACGCUCCCAAACAUUCUGCAGAUUGAUCAGUGCCUUGGAGAUAACCUCAACCUCUGCAAAGGAAAGACAAAUCUCAUUGAAGGCGUUCUAUCUUUGGCAAACUGCACUGUCAAUGGCGUUCUUAGGAACUUGAGUGUAGUCAAAGCCCUAGUAACCGUGAAAGAUCUGCUGGUUGCCCUUCUAGGCAAACUGGUGCCAAGCUUGGGCACGGUAUUGAAUGGAUUGGACAUGUUUUCUCUGCUUGCAAGUAACGAAAUUAAGAACGACGUUUGCUACGGAGAAAUAAAAAUUACCGUUCCUAACAGCCUUGGAAAAUGCGUUGAUGACACACUCAAGCUUUGCAAAAACGGAACGACAAUUGACGUUUCCAUUGUAGAAUCCCUCGUCAAGACGGUUGGGUGCAUCGUCAAGGACUUGCUUACCACUCCACCAGACCAGACAGUCAGCAACCUUCUGUGCGAUGUUGCGAGAACCCUGUCCAUCGUUCUUGAACAAGUUCCUGGUGGCAACAUUCUCAGCAAACCCGUAACUCAAAUCUGCGAGUCGAAAUAACCUCCGCAAGCUACAGUACAGCCGGCCCUCUUUAUCACAAGACACCGAUCCCGCCAAUAAAACAUGUAAACAAAAAAUAGCGUGUAUUUUUCUGCCACAACCGCCGUGUUCGCGUAGUUGUUUCGGCACUGCGCUGCUAAGCC